Cavia porcellus (domestic guinea pig) is the source of this 2872-nucleotide messenger RNA. RefSeq lists its product as uncharacterized. Bases 1 to 1044 code for a protein of 347 amino acids. NCBI's taxonomy places the organism in Eukaryota, Metazoa, Chordata, Mammalia, Rodentia, Caviidae. The transcript has 3 exons. The record is from RefSeq and is a predicted model, not a curated record.
AUGCGGCACCGGAGCCCUGCGCAGCGCGAGGGUGGGGUGCGGGGAUGCGGCGCCUCCCUGCAACACCAGGGCGCAGGAUCCCCGGAAGUUGGGGUGCAGCAGGAAAGGGGCCGUCAGGGGCCCCAGGGAGUGGGUGUGGAGUGGGGCCGGCGGCUCCGCGCCCUCUGCCGGGGUUUCGUUCCCCUCACUCUCGGGAGGGCGCGGAAGCGUGAGUCCGCCAAGAGCCUCCCAGGAGCGGGAUCCACGCGGGGGCCGGGACGCAGCCGGAACCGGCGAGCGGGCGGGGGGCGCGCGGAGGCCGGCUGGGCCGGGUGGGGAGCGGGAGCGGGCGGGGGUGGGGUUCCCGCCGCCGCCGCCGCCGCAGGGCCCUACCUUGUCCAGGAGCAGCUCCAGCUCGGCGGGGCGGGGACGGGAGAGCGCGGCCGCAUCCACGUCCCGGCCGCUCCGCGCGGCUCAGCCCGGCGACUGGCGCCGCUCACGCUCCAUGCGCCGCGCCUGGCAGGGCGGCUCGGCGGGAUCGGCGGCGGGCAGGAUCCUACUGGCUUCCCGCACUUGUUGCCGCCGCCGCCGCAGCUGCGCCUCGCUGCGAGGUCCGACUCCCGGCGCCGCCGCCGCCAGCCCCGCCCCUGGCCCCGCCCCCGGACGGCGCGCCAAUCAGGGCCGGCGCCUUCCCUGACGUCACCGCCCCGCACGGCCACCCACAGCCCCGCGCCCCAAGUUUUGGGAUUGUCCGGCUCGGCCGCCAGGCGGAGGGGCUCCCGAUAUUUACCCGGGCUCUGGCUUUCCUCGGCUUCCGGGAACCUCUGGCACCUGCUGCACCUGGAAAGCAGAAGGUUACACUGGCCACCUUAUAUAGGCGCCCGAGGCCACCGCCACCGGAUCCUAAGGUUUACGAAACCGUCCAAAACAUGGGAUCGGGAGCCUUGGUUCUCCUGGAGGCCCCACGAGUCUCAGGAAGUCGGAAAUGCAAGGUGCCGGUGCCGGGAGGCGAACACGCGCCGCGGCCCCAGGGUCGGAGCUGACAGCUUAGGCGCGGCCCGGUAGAUGGCUGAACGCUGACCCCUCGCGACACUGCGAGGCUGCACAGGCUGGGAGGGCGGCGCCGGCCACACCCGCCCACGGGAGCUCCGGCCCCCGCGCGCCCUGCUGGCUUACAGCUCCUCCCUGCUCGCCGGAGCCGUGCUAGCCAAGAUGAGUCCUAGCGGCUGAUGGCACCAUUUUGGGACCCGCAAGUAAACACGGCGCUACAGGAUGGAGAAGUUUCCCCGGGUUAGACCCGACUCAGCCAGCAAGAGAAGGAGCGCUCCAUGGGGAAGACAAGCCCCACCCGAGGCGCACCUGUAAACUAGCCCUUUGCUUGGUUCUUAUCUUUCUGGGUUAAGAAAACGAUCUCUAGAUGAUUGUACUGAGGAAUUAAGAAUAUCUCAUCCCACUGUUUGCUUUUAGAAGGCAGUCAGAGGUGGAGUUAGUCAAGGGGAAGGAAUUGUUAGUAUCAGAAUUUGUAAGCCCAGCUCACGAGAUCAUCGCUUUUUUAUUUUGUUUGUUUUUUGUUUUUUGAGUCUCACUGUGCAGUUCAGGCUAGCCUUGAACUCACCAUGGAACCCAGGUUGGCCAACGACUGGAGAAAGGAUCCUCCUGCAUCAGCCACCCCAGUACUGAAAUUGUGGACAUUCACCAUCGUGCCCUCCUUUGUCUACACUUUUAAUCUCCAGUAAAAGUGGAGGGUAUUGCUGGAAGCACAGAGGCACACUGACACAGCCCUCUAGAAAGGGAAAUUCUGAGUCAGUGGACCUGGAAAUACUAUGAUUUGCAGGUUUUUUUGUUUUUAUCUUGUUGAGACAGGAUCUUGCUAUGCAGUACAAGCUGGCCUUGAGCUCACUUUGUAGCCCAGGCUGGUCUCAAAUUUGCAACAACCCUGUCUCAGCCUCUCAGGUGCUGUGAUAACAGGAAUGAACCAGUACCCCUGGCUGUGAUUUGCGAUCUUAAGAUCUUUUUGCUUUUAUGACGAUCACACAGUCAUAAAACUGUGGUGCCAUGUUGGAGAAACACACUUGGGGGAGAGAGAGAGAAACAGAGUUAGUUUAGUUUUUUGGUUUGAUUUGAUUUGGUUUGGCUUGUUUUUAUGAGACAUUCUCACUAUGUAGUUCAGCGUAGGUAGCCCAGGAUAGCCUCAAACUUGCUGAGAUCCUCCUGCCUUAGCCUCUGAGGGCUGAGAUGACAGGUGUGUGCUACCAAUUUGUUGAAUUUUUAUCUUUCAUUGAAAAGACAUUUGGGGGGCUGAGGAUUUAGUUCAGCGGCAUAAGCGCCUGCCUUGCAAGUUCGGAGUUGUGAGUUCGAUCCCUGGUACCAAUUUAAAAAAAAAAAAAAAAAAAGACAUUUGGAAGGAUUCACACAGCCAGUUAACCACAAAUGAACAAAGUUUUGGGUCACAGAUUGGGGUAAGAGAAGGAAGGUAGCUAAACUUUAUACCCUCACUGACUUUGGCUUUUCCCAGUUUGAGUUACUUUCCUAAUUUAGAAAGCUAAUAAAACAUUUUAAGGAAGUAAAUUAGAAAUUAAGGAAUCCUACCUGAAUGUAUAACCACUUGUCCGAAUAUUUAAGUAUAUGUUGGCCAAAAAUUGCAUAUUUUUUUCAUUAAUUUUUAAAAUAUCACAGGAAAUAUAAAAACAAUUUUAUCAAGUUGAUUCCAUACAAAAAUAGACUGAUUGAAAUGACACCUGCCCAAGCUAUGCUUAGGAUAGUCAGUAGGUAAACAGACUCACUGCCCAGGUGGUCAUUGGGGUAAAUUGUUAAGUGAUUAACAGAUAAAUGAAGUCCUGUCAAAAUAGUCUUAAGCCCAUGUCCCUUGGUUUAAAUAAAGGUAUCUGUAAGA